Molecule: messenger RNA, 1744 nt
Organism: Trematomus bernacchii (emerald rockcod)
Lineage: Eukaryota; Metazoa; Chordata; Actinopteri; Perciformes; Nototheniidae
Gene: asb11
Product: ankyrin repeat and SOCS box containing 11
Exons: 7
Coding region: 31-1065 (344 amino acids)
Biological process (GO): intracellular signal transduction; positive regulation of protein catabolic process; protein ubiquitination
Molecular function (GO): protein binding
Source: RefSeq, a predicted model, not a curated record
GAAUGGGACAAGGGUGGGUGGGAGGUGGCAAUGUGGGGGAGGUGGCCAAGGACCCAGAUAAGAGGGAAGAAGGAAGGCCGAGCACAGGUCCGUGUAUUCUCCUGGGUGAGCCUUAAUGCUGAUUUCUGGUCCGACAGAACUCCUCUCCAUGAAGCCGCCUACCAAGGCAGACUGCUACACCUGAGGAGCCUCAUCGCACAGGGCUUCCAUGUAGACACGCUCAGUUUGGACAGAGUCUCUGCUCUCCAUGAAGCUUGCCUUGGCAGCCAUUAUGCUUGUGCAAAGUUCCUGCUGGACAGUGGUGCAAAUGUGGAAGCAGUUUCAACAGAUAGCGCCACACCUCUCUUCAACUCUUGCAGCAGCGGGAGUGCUGCUUGUGUCAGGCUCAUGCUGCAGCACGGUGCCUCCACACACACCCCCUACCAGCUAGUAUCCCCUCUACAUGAGGCUGCUAAGAAAGGUCACAGAGAGUGUCUGGAGUUGCUGCUGUCGUAUGGAGCUCACAUCGACAUGGAGCUGCAGGUGGGGGGGACGCCGCUGUACUCUGCCUGCACGGCCCAGACUGCAGCCUGUGUCAGGGCGCUGCUUUGCUCAGGAGCAGAUGUUCGGAUUGGGUGUGGGCAGGACAGUCCUUUACAUGCUGCAGUUCGAAGUGGAGGAGCCAACGUUGUGGAUCUCCUGCUGGACUUCGGGGCUGAUGGGUGUUGUAGGAAUGCAGAGGGAAAGACUCCUCUGGAUCUCUCAUUGCCAAACAGCACAGUUAGGGACACGUUGCAGAAAAAAAGGUCCCUGCUCUCUGUCGCAGCUCUGUCGCCUCGGUAUUCGUCGAAGUCUGGGAAGGAGUCGUCUCCACCGAGCCUCUGGCCUCUCCCUCCCUCACAGUAUCAAGGACUUCCUUCUCUAUCAAUGAGACGUCUCUGCCCUGAAACCUCGCCUCUUUGUGCGCCCCAUGCUGAUUGUCCUUCACAUUUGUGCCUUGUCCCUGGCAAGAACAUGGGACUAAAUCAGUCAUCUGUAUUUUAUAGUAUUGUUGCUUUUGAUAUAAUUAUUGUUAUUCACAUAUAGCUGAUGAUGCUAUUUUGGAUACAAGCAUUGGAAGUUCCAAGAUAUUCAUAUUGCAGUUCAUUCGUAUCAGGUUUUGUAUUUUUAUAUGUAUAAUGAAGUGUUUUCUAUUUCAUUUUCAUUAAUUCUAUACUACUUUAUUCCAAAACCUUUCAAUGGGUAACUUUCCAGAUUAUACAAACAAAUCAGUUUACAGCUGUUGGAAGUACUACUGCCAAUGUGAAACAAGUAGUAUUAUUGGCUCCGGAGACUGAGAAGCCAUGUCACUUGAGUACGUAUCCAUUGAGGACUACAAGUUUGAAAAUGACAAAAAUCUUGGGUUGUAUCCACUAAGAGUAAAUACUGUAUUUUGUAAAAAGUGUUUUUUAAAUAGAUUGUAAUGUUCUUUUGCAUUCUUAUUAUCUUCACUGAGCAACAUGUUAGAAAGCUGGACAAGUGAUUUCAUUCAGCAGGUGGUACUUGACUGUUUUAGCCUUAAUUGGCUCCUAUUUACACAAUUGCAAUUCCUGACUGUAAGGCUCAAAUAUUGUAUUGUGGUUUCUAACCCGUAAUGUAAAGUGUUUUUCCGGACGUUUGAGGACUUGCGAAGUGAGUUUUUUUUACAUUUCUAUGAAUGUCACCAUCAUUGUUACCCUGAGUGGGGAUCCACAUCACUUCCUACAAUAAAUUCAGCUGACCUAAA